Messenger RNA from Enterospora canceri, 522 nucleotides. NCBI's taxonomy places the organism in Eukaryota, Fungi, Microsporidia, Enterocytozoonidae. The record is from the annotation of a GenBank genome assembly.
AUGUUUUGGUGGUAUUGUGGAGUAGUAUUCACAGCAGCUGGUGCAGAUCCAAGUACAAAAACACCAGAGAAUGUUCUGAAUAUACUUUCUAGCAUGAAUACAAAUCCAUGCUAUGUAAAUUGUUUGUUACUUGAUGAGCACCUGAGGAAUGCAGAAAGUGAUCUAUUUAGAGCUCUAUUUGCAAUAAAAGAUACCAGCACAACGUUAUCUGCUCCAACAAUAGAGGCACAUUCCAGAUUCAAGUCAGCUAUGACACCUCAAAUAAUGGAAUAUGACACACAGAUGAAAGAGAGAAUGUGCACAGAGACGAUUAAUAUCAGUAGAGAUACUGUUCUAAUCUAUUAUACAAAAGUAUUUGGCAAAUCAGAUGACACUUUGAAGCCCAAUCCAAAUGUUAGUCACCAACCAUCGGAUUUGUUCUUUCAUAAGCCAAUGAAGGACAAAAAUGCGUUCUAUGUAACCGAUGGAGAAAUGAGCGAUCUAACAGCACAGUUAUAUGUUUUGGAAUUAAUAUUUACCUGA